Exserohilum turcica Et28A is the source of this 1086-nucleotide messenger RNA. RefSeq lists its product as uncharacterized. The transcript has 2 exons. Gene Ontology annotation, molecular function: procollagen-proline 4-dioxygenase activity; iron ion binding; L-ascorbic acid binding. Gene Ontology annotation, biological process: peptidyl-proline hydroxylation to 4-hydroxy-L-proline. The record is from RefSeq and is a predicted model, not a curated record. Bases 1 to 1056 code for a protein of 351 amino acids. Gene Ontology annotation, cellular component: endoplasmic reticulum. Lineage: Eukaryota; Fungi; Ascomycota; Dothideomycetes; Pleosporales; Pleosporaceae.
AUGCGCUCCGCGUCUUCACCGCCAUUAUCGCAAAUAUCCUUAUCCACAAUCAUCCAAUAUGUGUUUCUAGCUGUUCUAGCAUACGUCCUUGCCGGCGCGCCUCUUUCUUCUCUCCUCACUUCCUCGUUGCGUUUCGACAAUGGCUAUGAUGCCAGCGGUAGCAGGGCAAGAGAAGGCAAAGUCGUCGACGUGAGAAAACUCGAGAGCUUGGUGAUCCCAGAAAAGAAUUUGUCAUGUGCAGAGCAUCGAUACAAGGGUAUUCAUAUCAUGAGCCGGGAACCUUUGGUUGUGUAUAUUGAAGGGUUCCUGGGAGAGGGAGAGGGAAAAGAAGUGGUUGAGUUGAGCUCUCCCCACUUCAAACCCUCCACAGUCUGGUCCUCCGGCCGCGAAUCCCUUAAUCCCAGCAUCCGCCUCUCAGAGAAAGCUCCCUUGCCGCGCUCCAAUACCGUAAAAUGUAUCGAGGACCGCGCACGCACCUUCCAAGGCUGGCGCCAAAACACCUUUGUCGAGAAGCUGUGGACCCAGCGCUACGGCGUGGGCGGCCACUACACCUACCACUACGACUGGAGCAGUGCCAACAAGCACAGCGGCCGCGUAAGCAGCUUCAUGGUCUAUGUAGACGGUCAGUGUGAGGGCGGCGGCACGCACUUCCCGCGCCUGGAAAAGCCCCGCGACCCCAGCUGGUGUGCGUUUAUCGAGUGUGAUGUCCAGGGUGUCUAUGGCGAUUCAGCGACUUCUGCGUCUUCUUCUUCUAGAACAACACCCGGUAAUGGCGAGGAUGAUAAUAAGACGGGGAUGCUGAAUCGCCAGCAGGAUCGCCCGCACGAAGAUCUCAACAAGGGUGUUAUUUUUAAACCUAUUCCCGGUAACGCCGUCUACUGGGAGAAUAUGCGCGUUGAUGGUUCGGGGUACCCCGAGAGCUGGCAUGCAGGAUUGCCGGUUAAAAAGGGAGAGAAGAUUGGCUUGAAUAUCUGGAGUUGGAUGGUCGAUGGUUAUGUGCCGCCGUUGGAUGAAGUGCAGCAGACAGAGGAGGCUGGGAGAGAAAAACAUGUUUGAUACAUAAGGAGACUAUAGGAUAACAAGAAC